Molecule: messenger RNA, 995 nt
Organism: Sander lucioperca (pikeperch)
Lineage: Eukaryota; Metazoa; Chordata; Actinopteri; Perciformes; Percidae
Gene: tex30
Product: testis expressed 30
Exons: 5
Coding region: 221-904 (227 amino acids)
Source: RefSeq, a predicted model, not a curated record
UGUGCUGAGGCGUCCUUGAGCAAGAUAAACAACCCCUGCCAGCUCCAAGGUAACUGAUCUGUAGCUGACCCCUCUAGAAAAUCAUCUGUGCCAAGUGUUUAUAUUGCUGACGUGGGAGCAUGAGUAAAGCUGUAAUGAUCCCUCCUGAACAUUAGAUGUCAGUCACAGUCACCUGUAUCCAGGUUCCACUCUACGGAUUUCAGGGAAGAAACAUCUUGUAAUGGACAAGUUUAACGAGGACACAGUGAAGGUGCCAUUUGGGACAAAGUAUCUGGAUGCUGCCUUGUGUUUCCCUGCUUCAGUAACAGAUGUUCACACUGCAGUCAUUCUCACACAUGGGGCUGGUGGAGACAUGAACUUCAAACAUCUGGUUUCUCUGGCACAUGCCUUAGCUGCAGAUGGCUUCCUUUGUCUCCGUUUCACAUGCAAAGGUUUAAACUUGGGUUACAGAGUGAAGGCUUACCGUGCUGUGUGGGACUACUUGCAGUCUUUACAGAAGUUUACCAUAAAGCACAUAUUUGUUGGAGGCAGGUCAAUGGGAUGUCGUGCUGCUGCAGCUUUAGCCAGGCAGCUGAGUGAUGAAUCACAGGAUGCAGUGCAAGGGGUCAUCUGCCUGUCUUUCCCCCUGCACCCACCGGGACAGACACACGUCCAUCGGCAACGGAGUGAAGAUCUCAGGGGGCUACCUGAACACAUGCCUGUGCUGUGUGUGUCAGGCACUGAGGACAACAUGUGUGACAAGGUCCUUUUUGAAGGGAUGAUAAAAGAAAUGAAAGGUCAAGUUGAGGUUUUCUGGCUAAAAGGAGGCAACCAUGGACUGACAGUGAAGGGAAGGUCGGAGGAUUCUGUGUUGGAUGAAGUGAAUUUACAUGUCAUCACCUGGAUGAGUAAACAGGGGGAAUAGAUGAAUUUAUGUUAUCAGAUGUUUUAUUUUCUUUGUUUUGUCAUGUUCUUUCUACUAGUUGAAUAAAGGAUAUAUAUUUUUACACAAUGUG